Molecule: messenger RNA, 702 nt
Organism: Hevea brasiliensis (rubber tree)
Lineage: Eukaryota; Viridiplantae; Streptophyta; Magnoliopsida; Malpighiales; Euphorbiaceae
Exons: 1
Coding region: 1-702 (233 amino acids)
Source: RefSeq, a predicted model, not a curated record
AUGGGAGAUAAAAAGAAAGAUGAGGUAGAAGAAGAAAAGAAGAAAGAAGAUGAAGACAAGAAUGAAUCUACUUCAAAUCAUUAUGAAGUUAAUGAGGAAGCAAACAAGAAGAAGGAAGUUGAAAAAGAAGAAGAGGAAAAGUAUGUGCCUCCACCACCAUACAAGCCACCAUUGCCAUAUCCUCAGAGGUUUCAGAAAGCAAAGCUAGAUAAGCAGUUCGGGAAAUUUUUAGAAGUUUUGAAGAAAUUAUGCAUUAAUAUUCCAUUUACAGAUACAAUUUCUCAAAUGCCCUCAUAUGCAAAGUUCCUAAAAGAAAUUUUGUCAAACAAGAGGAGACUAGAAGAUUAUGAAACUAUGGCAUUAACAGAGGAGUGCAGUGCUCUCUUGCAGAAUAAGCUCCCAUCGAAAUUGAAGGAUCCAGGAAGUUUCUCUAUUCCUUGUCAUAUUGGGGAUACUAGUAUUGAUAAAGCAUUGUGUGAUCUUGGAGUUAGUGUAAGUUUAAUGCCACUCUCUAUUUGUGAAAAGUUAAAGGUUGGAGAAUUGAAGCCAACAACCGUUUCUUUGCAACUAGCUGAUAGAUCUAUCAAAUAUCCAGUAAGAAUUUUGGAGAAUGUACCCUUGAAAGUUGGGAAAUUUUUUAUUCUUGUGGAUUUUGUGGUUCUUGAAAUGGAAGAGGAUAUUCAUAUACCUAUCAUUUUAUGA